CCGAGAGGAGGCGGGCGGGAGGCUAGGACCCGGCCCCCAUGCCCCCCCUCCGAGUCCUGCCCGUGAACCUUGACUGCAGCGUUCAGGUGUGUCAGCUGAUGAGGACUCGUUGCUUGGGCCCAUCUCAGCUGCAGAUGUUCACGCGGUGCCUGUCCGAGGCUCUCUCCCAGGACCUCAGCGCCAAGCCCACCCCUCCCCCCGAGCAGGCGCUGCCCCUCAACCUCAGCAAACGCUUCACACCGAAGAGACCCGCCACAGAAGGGCCAGAGCCGAGCCGGGCCGUCGUCAACGGGAACGCCGACCAGCUGCUGGCCAAGAGACCGAGGACCGGCUUCACGGAGCCGGCUGAGGAGACACGCUCCAGCUCCGCAGGAAGCGCAGCAGGAGGAGUGGCGGUGGUUGGAGGAGGAGGGCAGGUGGAGGUGGAGAUGAAGAACCAGGACGAACCCGCAGAUCUGAGCUCGCCCAGCAGGAUCAGGGCCUUCCUGCUCGGCCUGCCGCCCUUCCAGGUCAAACUGGAGGAGGAUCUGAACGGCGUGCGGUUCGGGAAGUUCGUCCCUAAAGUCGAGAGCGGAGAGGUGCCACUGAAAGAUGUGAAGGAGGAGGAAGAGGAGGAGGUGGCGGUGGAAAAGACGGAGGUGGAGGGGAGAGACCACGGAGACUGCUCCAGCCGCAGCGCCGCCAACGCUGACACGCAGUGUUUUUAACCCCCUCCGCUCUGAUUUGUUGGAAGAUGCUCAAUCCCGUCAGCGCCUGAACCCAUGGGAGCGCGGAGCUUUCGUUUCUCCAUCUUCACCAACUUUUCCUCUUCCUGUUAGAUUUUUUCCACUCACGCCGUCGGUCGAACUCUGCGGAGGAACGACGGUUCAUGACAAUCACGCAUCUCACCGGAGACGGGACACGGACUCCGACACACACUGCCAUAACCUCCAUAACACUACGAUUAACUCCACCGUCAGAGGUCCACAAAGUUAGAAUCAGUAUCCAUCUAUGGGUGAUGCUAUGCAUCGGGACUUCAUUAACUAGCAUUAAGAGUGUACUGUAGUUUGUAGCUUUUAAAUUGUACUCUACGUCUGUAGAGACAGAGUUAUUUUCUGAUAAGGUGUUUAGAUGUUACGUGAGCGAAAGAAAAAAGAAGCAGCUCCUCUCAGUCUUCACGUUAUAGCUCGUUAAGUGAAGCGUUUAUAGUCCUGUUCGUUAGCUCUAAUGAUGUAAACUUUUACACACACGUGCCUUAAAUCGGCCUGCGAGUUGCUUCCUUGCCGGCUUCAAACACAUUCUCUUAAAGAGAUACCUUGAUGUUGGACCUGCUCAGCUUCCCUUCGCUCUCUCGUAGGGCUGCUUCCACCCCUGAGAAAAAAUUGGCAUUUUAAUGUCGCUCAGAGUUCGUUAAGCUCAUAACGAGUGCGCGGACCCUCCUCUUCCACCUCACUGGUUUCCUUAUAAAACCCUCAGCAGCUACACGAUGGCGCCCUCAUCACUACCAGCCUUCACGUUAGAGCUCAUACACAAACCCGUAGCCCAAGCAUUCAGACUACCUCAGGUUCUUUUAUAGUUUCUCGCCUGCUUCAUAUGUUCAAGGGGAGUAUCCCAGCAUGCAUUAGGGUGGGAGGCAGUCCAUAAACGCACAUAGAUGGAUGCCAAGCAUGUGGUGUUAAACCAAGGCUCAUCAGACAUCAUUAAAACGCGUCUUCUCCCCAACUCCUACAAACUGGAUUUGUUAGGAACUAUUUUUAGUGGCAGAUUGAUCCAUAAAUAGGGGUGUUUAGGGCAGCGUGAUAUUGACACCUGCACUUUCUGAAACAUUAACUGAGGUGAGAUCAGAAAGUUCCAGCAAGCUGCUCCAGAGAUGAGCACCGGCUGUCCUCCAGCGUGCCGCAUCGAUUUUUCAGCUUGUUUUUAAUUUUUCAAAGUGGACAAACUUGAACGGAGGCAGAUCUGAGGGAGGGGUUCAGGACGCGAGCAAAGAUUGCGUAUCACCUGGUGCAGGUGAGGGAUAAAUUCACGGUUUACAACUUGAUGAAUGUGGAGAACAUGACAGACCUCACCUGCUGAGCCUCUCAGGAACUCUGGAGUCUUCGUCUGGUUCGUAGAGCGAACGCUCGCCAUCUGUGAUGGUCAGAGUACGACUCCAUAGCUCCAAGCUCUGGACCUCUCAGAGGAGAGGAUCUUUAAUGUGAAAUCAGACGAAUUCAAACCAGGUUUCCGGUCCUUUGACGACCAAUAUCUGGGACUUUCUGAUCACCUUGUCGCAGUUUCCUUUGGCUUGUUAGUUUGGCUUCUGUUUGAUUCAGUCGUGUUUAGGAAAAAGCUUCACCAAAGAGUGUAAAAUCGAUUCACUUCACCAUCAUCAUCAUCAUCCUGUCAUAUAAAGUGCCAACAUAAAACCCAACCCCCUAAAACCCAACAAACAUCAAGGUAUCCCUUUAAAGUCGCCUUUUCCUGUUUGUUUUCUGCCACAGACGUUGGUUCAGAUUUGCACACCUACUGUACACACUCGCUUUUCCUCGUUUCUUUUCUUCCUACCUGAGUAGUCGAAUCAACUACGACACCGAAAUUAAGUGGUGCUGUUUGCUUAGUUUUGUUGCCAUAUUAUUGUUGUUAUUAUUGUUGUUGUUGUUCUUUUCAUCGCCAUCAUGCAUCGAGAGGAAAAGUUCCUCGUAGCCGACCUAAUUUUCCUGAGAAUUUUAAGAAAGUAUAUUUUAAUUAAAAGAAACCGUGGCUUGUUUAUGAAAAUAUGUGCAGGAUUUUUUCCUCCUGAUUUAUUCGACUGUUGGCUUCAUGUGAGGCAAAUCGUUUGUGAAUGAGUACGUGAGUAGAGAUGUAUACACUCUGUCGGUCGUAGCUGGGCAGACGCACCAAAGUACUCGACCGGGACUUUUCCGUAACCUCUGUCGUAGUUUUAGGACUUCAGGAUUUUCUUCUUCACUUGUGGGGAAAAUGAGCAGUAACCAGGAGACGAUGGUGAAUACCGGUAAAUACUACAAGGUCAUAUUCCCCUUCAUGCAGUAACAACAGUGAGAACAGGGUAACUACUGUACAUAAUGGCUCUGCUUCUUCCUAUCAGCACACCUUUAUUUAUUGUAGGUGAGGCGCUUCAGAGGGAACGAGUUCAUACAACCUCCAAACAUUUCCAAAAACCGCAUGUACUCUCAGAUUUAUAGUCCUGCAGGCACAGUGUGUCUUUUCAGGCUUUACACUCGAUUUUACACAAGAAACGUGACAGAAGUGGUUGUGUGAAAGUUUUCCACCUGCAACUUUAGCUUUUGGCGAGCUGUACCGCUUACUUUAACUCACAGUUUAGGACUGGGGGACCCAUUCUGCUCAUUUCCAGUUCUUUAUUUUUAUUCUUGAACUCUACCAGAGCAGCUUUGCAUGACUCAAAAUAAUCCUUAUUUUUAUUAAACUGGGCCUUAACUUUAUCAUAUGUCUAAAACAAGCUGUUUUAGCUCCAGUGUCUUUAAGGAAACCCUCCCUAAAAGACUGCUUUCCUCUGACUGUCCAACUUCUGUAAGCCUCCUGAGGGGCAGCAGCCAGUAAAGCCUACAGUAGAGUUGCAUGUAUGCAGAUGACUUGACUGUUUACCCCUUAAAAGCAUCCCAGGAGUAACCCAUGAAGAUGAGGUCACAUUUCAAAACAAAUAAAAUGACUGGGUUUGCAUCAAAUGUUAGCGAGGGUGGUCUCUUGGAAGAACCCCGAAGCUAUUUCAAUGAUUUUCAAUCCACGUCUUUAUCGCUUAAUACUGAGGUGCCAAAACUUGUCACUAAGGGUACCUUCGCUGCCAAAAAGCAGGUGUUUUAAGUGCAGUUAACUUCACAAAACUUUCUUCUUCUUCACAAAAUCACUUUACUCACCGUUAUAUCAUCCUGACCUUUGAAUCGACUCGUCUUCCUCUGUCGUAGGACCUCGUUCACUUUGAUUCACCUCAGCUUCUCACUGGGCGCCUCCCAGUCAAACCAUAACUCCACUGGACCAGUUUUCUCUUUAAUCUCUUAAAUCUGUUUUUAUUUUUAGCUGACUUUAUUGUAUGUUGACGAGGCAAGGUCAGGUGAAGCUCUUCUAGUUUAGAGCUGGAGAAUCAGGUGAAACCAGUGUGAGAGGAGGUUUUUUUCUGGUUAUUUAAACUGAGUUUGUUAAAGUUUCUUUAGAUAUAAUUUCAGUCUUUUUUUCUUUUCCCAUUUGAUCUUAAAUUUUCCGAUGUUUACAUUUUGUUAUGCAUGUUCAGCAGAUCUUAUAUCCAGUGUUUUGCACACUACUCCAGCAUCAAGACUCAAACGGCACCGCUCAUUUCUGUAAAGUUCUUCAAAUUUAAGUGCCUGAUACUUUGGAUUGGAGUUGAUACUUGCAGGCGAAUGAGCUCAUUAGCCUUCACAACAUUGACUUGAACAACGGCUCCUGCAGUCGGAUGACAUUUCUUUGACCUGUUGGGUGAAAUGAGGUAAAGCCACGGUGUUGGAGGCGACAGCAGGACGCUCGCUCAGCUCCGUCUGUUGGAGCAAACUGGACCUAACGAGGACACCGAGUAGCCGGAUGGACAUUCAUGAAGACAAAUGAUCAAAUCUUAUUUAAAAGGUGCUGCACGCCACAUUUUAACGUCUGAAGUUGCUGCAUCAAUGUGACUGUUAAAAAGAGAGAAACCUUUUCUCUGGCUUCUAUAUCAAUGUCAAACAAUUAACUACAGAAUGUCAGAUGCUCCUAAAGAUGACUAUUUUAAUCAAUCAAGUAUUUUUUAAUAAACUAUUGAAUGUUUGGCCUAAUAAAAUGCCAAGUGUUUCAAAAUAAUAUUGUAAAAUUUUUAAACUGAGUAAGAAUUAAGCAGAUUUAAAAAACUGGGACGUUGUUGUUUCUACUUAUGUGAUUUUCUUUAUUUCUUGCUGCACAUCUCCCCCAGGAGAAGAUCAAAGUUUCAAAUGUUGGACUCUGUCUACGUUCAAGUCCUCCUGGCUCUGUAUGACAUCACAGUGAGGGGAUUUCCCUUGUACGGUCCUCUUUGGCAGAGAAAUUAAAUGUUUCCAGGUGUUAAAAAUGCUGCUUGUGGCACCUUUAAAAACUCUUGGAUGUUACACACUGACGAAUGUCUCACUCACAUCUGCCUGUGAUCUCAUUUUUAAAUCACCUGACACGUUUGUUUGUUUGUUUUUUUUCAUGAUUUCUGUCCCGUUUCGUUUUUGUUUGUUUUUUCAAUGGAAAGGAA
Molecule: messenger RNA, 5194 nt
Organism: Oreochromis niloticus (Nile tilapia)
Lineage: Eukaryota; Metazoa; Chordata; Actinopteri; Cichliformes; Cichlidae
Exons: 1
Coding region: 39-707 (222 amino acids)
Source: RefSeq, a predicted model, not a curated record